UUUUUUUCUGUCUGUGUGUGAACACCGGAAGUCACUUUCCUGGGUUUACUCAUCUGUCAAUCAUCGAUCUUUCCCCGCCCUCCCAGGCCUCCUUCUGGCCCUGCUGUCACUCAGCCGCCAGCUCCGCCCACUGUUUUCCCAGUCACUGUGUCUGGUCUGUCAGUCACGCACCUGAGCCCCGCCCGUGCCCUCCCCGUGAGGAGCUGUCAGUUAUCAGCUUAAGCCCCGCCCUCAGAGUCCAGCGUUCGUCACUUCCUGUGUCACUGAGUGAAUGCAGUGAAGAAUCCAGGACAUCAACGGCCGCUGGCGACCGUUAUUACCACGUUAAUGAGCUGUGAAUGUUAAUGAGCUGUGUGAAUAUUCAUGAGCUCUGUAUCUCCCGCCGCAGCCGGGCCGCGUGGCCAUCGUGACUGGCGCCACCGAGGGCAUCGGGCUCAGCACCGCGCGGCAGCUGGCGCGGCUGGGCAUGCGCGUCGUCGUCGCCGGCCACGACGAGCUGAAGGGACGGGAGGUCGUCAGCGCCAUCCGGGCGGAGUCGGGGAGUGACGAGAGCGCGCACUUCCUGUUCCUGGACCUCGCCUCCCUGGCUUCCGUGCGCGGCUUCGUGCGCGACUUCCGGGCCUCGGGGCUGCCCCUGCACGUGCUCGUCAACAACGCGGGCGUGAUGAUGGAGCCGCGCGGCGAGACCCAAGAUGGCUUCGAGCGCCACCUGGGCGUGAACUUCCUGGGCCACUUCCUGCUGACGCGGCUGCUGCUGCCCGCGCUCCGCGGCUCCGCCCACGGGGGUGACGUCACCCGGAGGCAGGGGCGGGGCUCACGCAUCGUCACGGUCGCCUCCGCCACGCACUACGUUGGAGAGAUGGACAUGGCGGACCUGCAGGGCCGCUCCGCCUACUCCCCGCACGCGGCCUACGCACAGAGCAAACUCGCGCUCGUCCUCUUCUCCCUGCGGCUCCAGCGCCUCCUCGCCGCGCGCCGCGACCCCGUCACCGCCAACAUGGCCGACCCGGGCGUGGUCGACACCGCGCUCUACAGGCACACGUGGUGGGGCACGCGCGCCGUGAAGCGCGCGCUCGGGUGGCUGCUGUUCAAGACCCCGGACGAGGGCGCCUGGACCUCGGUGUUCGCAGCGGCCACGCCCGCGCUGGAGGGGGUCGGGGGUCGCUACCUGCGCGACGAGGCGGAGGCGGAGCCACUGGGGGCGGCGCAGGACCCAGCGCUGCAAUGGCGGCUGUGGGCGGAGGCGAGCAGGCUGACGGGCGUGGCCGAGGACAUUGACUGACACACGCUGCGGGGGCGGGGCCACACCCGAGGUCACACCCAGGAAACCAUUGAAGCAAUAAAAUUGUCCAUCCCCCUGCCUCA
Apodemus sylvaticus (European woodmouse) is the source of this 1365-nucleotide messenger RNA. RefSeq names its product dehydrogenase/reductase X-linked (gene Dhrsx). Lineage: Eukaryota; Metazoa; Chordata; Mammalia; Rodentia; Muridae. Bases 467 to 1282 code for a protein of 271 amino acids. The transcript has 7 exons. The record is from RefSeq and is a predicted model, not a curated record.